AUGGAACUUAAGGUUGGUAAGGUGUUGAGCGUAGAAAAUCAUCCCGAGAGUGAGAAACUAUACGUUGAGAUGGUCGAGUGCGGAGAGGACGAACCGCGUCUCAUUUGCUCUGGUUUAGCGCCAUACAUGAGCAAAGACGACGUUUUAGGCAAACUCGUCAUCGUCGUGGCGAACUUAAAGCCACGUAAUAUGGCUGGGAUGAAGUCGAACGGUAUGCUCUUAGCCGCAUCCGAUGCAGCGCACGAAAAUGUUGAGUUGCUCUGCGCUCCGGAAGGCGCCGUGCCAGGCGAACGCAUCACAUGGGAUGGCGCGGAGAAUAUCGAGCCGCACGGCGUCAAUAAAGUUGCGAAAAAGAAGAUAUGGGAGGGUGUUCAAAAAGAUUUGAAGACGGAUGCGACGAAAGGAGCGAAUUGGAACGGGCUACCGAUGCUGACGAGCGCGGGUCAGUGCACGUGCGCUUCACUCACUGACGCUAACGUCGGCUAA
Ostreococcus lucimarinus CCE9901 is the source of this 486-nucleotide messenger RNA. RefSeq lists its product with no specific name. Gene Ontology annotation, molecular function: tRNA binding. The transcript has a single exon. The record is from RefSeq and is a predicted model, not a curated record. The coding region runs from base 1 to 486 and encodes 161 amino acids. NCBI's taxonomy places the organism in Eukaryota, Viridiplantae, Chlorophyta, Mamiellophyceae, Mamiellales, Bathycoccaceae.